CCGGCCCUGCCCUCCCCCCGGUCCCGGGAUCGCGCCGUCGCACCCACCAUGAUGGAAGACGACGGGCAGCCCCGGACCCUAUACGUAGGUAACCUCUCCAGAGAUGUGACAGAAGUCCUUAUCCUUCAGUUAUUCAGCCAGAUUGGACCCUGUAAAAGCUGUAAAAUGAUAACAGAGCAACCCGAUAGCAGAAGGGUCAACUCUUCUGUUGGAUUUUCUGUUUUGCAGCAUACAAGCAAUGACCCAUAUUGCUUUGUGGAAUUUUAUGAACACAGAGAUGCAGCUGCUGCAUUAGCUGCUAUGAAUGGGAGAAAAAUUUUGGGAAAGGAGGUCAAAGUAAACUGGGCAACAACACCAAGUAGCCAGAAAAAAGAUACUUCCAAUCACUUCCAUGUGUUUGUUGGGGAUUUGAGUCCAGAAAUUACAACAGAAGAUAUUAAAUCAGCAUUUGCCCCCUUUGGUAAAAUAUCGGAUGCGCGAGUAGUUAAAGACAUGGCAACUGGAAAAUCAAAAGGCUAUGGCUUCGUAUCUUUUUAUAACAAACUGGAUGCAGAAAAUGCGAUUGUACAUAUGGGAGGUCAGUGGUUAGGUGGUCGCCAGAUCAGAACCAACUGGGCCACCCGUAAACCGCCUGCACCUAAAAGCACACAAGAAAAUAACACUAAGCAGUUGAGAUUUGAAGAUGUAGUAAACCAGUCAAGUCCAAAAAAUUGCACAGUAUACUGUGGAGGAAUCGCUUCUGGGUUAACAGAUCAGCUUAUGAGACAGACAUUCUCACCGUUUGGACAAAUUAUGGAGAUCCGAGUAUUUCCCGAGAAGGGCUAUUCAUUUGUCAGAUUUUCAACCCAUGAAAGUGCAGCCCAUGCCAUUGUUUCGGUGAACGGUACCACGAUCGAAGGACAUGUUGUUAAAUGCUAUUGGGGUAAAGAAUCUCCUGAUAUGACUAAAAACUUCCAACAGGUCGACUAUAGUCAGUGGGGCCAGUGGAGCCAAGUUUAUGGGAACCCGCAACAGUAUGGACAGUAUAUGGCAAAUGGGUGGCAAGUACCACCUUAUGGUGUAUACGGCCAGCCGUGGAGUCAGCAAGGAUUUGGAGUAGAUCAACCACCUUCUGCUGCUUGGAUGGGUGGAUUUGGUGCUCAGCCUCCCCAAGGACAGGCUCCUCCCCCCGUGAUCCCUCCUCCAAACCAAGCAGGCUAUGGGAUGGCCAGUUACCAAACUCAGUGAGCUGGGACUUGGAACAAAUCACAACUCAUGAUGGCUUCAGUUUCCUGUGACACCCCGAAGACAUGAAAGUAGACAGCAGAAAAUGGAAAUAUUUAUUUGAAAAAAAUGAAAAUGUUUGGAACCUUUAACACAGCUUUGCUUUGGUGAAGGACAUAUGUCUUCUAGUUCUGCCUUUUUAAGUUUUUGUUCAUGAUGGAUAUGAACAUGAUUUUUCUUUGUGUACAAAAACUAAAAUAAAGUCAAUAAAGACAAUUCUGACUAAAAAUUUUGAUAUAAGAAAUGGGUAAUACAUUUUGAUUCUUAGAUACUAUUCCAUUUUUACCUUGCUGUUCAGUAUUUUAACUCACUGUGUUUUUAAGAGAGCAAAAAAGGGAGGAUCGUGACAAAACUGGGAAUCACAAAUAAGUUCAUCCUGAACCUUGAUACUUCCCAUCCUUACCCCGAGGUGGACCACAUUCGAAGUCAGCAGGAAAAGUGGGAGAUUCAGAAGAAAUGCAUGAUUUUGGAGUCGCUUUGAAGGAAAGUUUUCCCUGUGCCUAAAGAAACUGAAGCCAGACUGAUAAAGAAACAUUGCCACCUAAAUAAGGAACAGCCCUGAGUUACUUGAGUGAAUGUCCGGUGGGCCACAGCAGACAUAUUUUUUAAAUUAAAAAGUGGGUUAUUAAAACUGUAGUAAAUUAUAUUUCAUUUUUGGGUAAGAUCCCAAGUAUGGUAUUUGUAUAAAAAUCAGACAGUCCUACUUUUACAUGAAGUUUAAAUGAUAUACAUUGUAAAUACGGAAUAAUUAACUACAGUGUUUCAAAAGCAUGCUUCAACAUAGAAGUAGCAGCAGUGGGUUGAUUUGAAAUAGCACUUGAGAACACGCUCCAUUGCAUUUAAUGCAAUGGAUUGGUAAAAAUGUGCACAACUGACUCCAAGGUUGGCUCCUAUGUAAAUUUAAAAUCACACAAAUUCUAUACAGAAAGCCUUAAUUUUAAUUUCAUACAAAUCUUUGAUGCUUUAGUACAUUUCAAAUUGUUGGAAAUUUUAUUUUCUUUUCCUUUUUCCCCUCUUUUUUUUUUUUUUUACCUUAUAUCACUUGGUAUGUAAAUACCUUUAUGAAGACCUUGUAAACCUAUGUCAAGGUUUCAAUAAGUUGUAUAAUACAAGUGUUUUUUAAAAAGAUUCUUGUGUUUUUUAAAAUCAGAUCUAUUUUGCCCAGUAAUUUUUUUUACCAAGAAUACUAAAACAUCUUAUUUAGUGUACCAAGUUUAAAGAAUUGGAUAUUCAGCUUAAAAUGGUACACGGAGUUGUGAUUUUGAUUUCUUUCGCUGAUGGAGUAGUGCCUGAGUGACCAGCCUGGAUAGAGGCUAUAGUGUGUGUGCAGUUUGAAAAUGAAUUGACUGGAGAAGAUAAAGAAGUUUGAAUUUUGUUUCUGGGCUAUUUUUCAGGCUGUGUGGAUAAAAUCUGCCUCAAUUUUAAUAGAUAACACCUGCCUCAAAAUCUAACAGGAAUGUAAAAUAGAAACGAUCCUACAUCUUUGAGUGCUGUUACAACUAGGGGGUGCAAGUGUUUAGAUAGUGCAUUGAAAUGCUUAGAGCCCUGGGCACCAAAAUGCAAAGUGAUUAACUUUACUAUUAAAUAGUAAGAUGCAACUGUACCCACAGAUGGCUAUUUUUUAAACUUUUGAACUCUUUAGCUUUAAAAAUGGUGGUUUUAUAAAUUGGUGACAGCACUUAAUUUGGCUUUAUUUCACUUUCUCUGUUCAGAAAUUGAGCCUAAAUGUAUUACAUGAAAACACACAGGUUCUGGAGUCCCUCAUCUUUGGGCUAAAAUUUUUUAUGGUGUUUGAGUUUUGACCACACUUGUCAUUUCUCCCACUCUCCCUUAUAAAACCUUCCCUAUUUUCUUCACGCUUAAUGUCUCUGGGGAAUAUUGUGGAAGAGUUACUUUAUAUUUUGUAAGGAGAACAUUCAGAUCAGUUAUGCCUCCUGGUUAAGAAUUUCUUGAAUCUAUGUGAAACUUGAACCACUAAAGGCUUUUUAUAUAUUGAUAAGUCUAUUCAAUUCUUUAUUUGCCUUUUUUGAGUCUACCAGUAAAUUAAGUAAUUUAUUAAGAUCGCAGCUCAAUAUAGCCACACUGUUCCUUAGUUGUAUGUUCUAUGAUUUAAUAAAAAAAAUGAUUUAAAGUAGUUAUAUUGCCAUAACAAACUUGACGGAAGUGUCCUUCGUCUUAAUCUGAAAGAGAACAAGAUUUUAUGAUAAUUCAGUUGCUGAAAGCUCUAUGAAAAGAUUUUUUUUAAAACACAAAGCUACUUAUCCAAAUGAAGUGCAUCAUUUUUAAGUACCCCGAUCAAGUUAACACAGACUUUGCAACUUGUUUUAUAACACAAAGUGAAGUCUGUGCUAUCUUGAGCUAAUUGAAGCCUAAGAAUCGUUGCCUUUUUCAUGUUCAUUAAAAGCAGCAGUAGAGAUUCUUUGGCCUGCAAACAUUGUUUCUUCCCUAAUGCUGAGGUUUCUUUUGGUGAUGUGUUUCUUCUGACUGCCAUUUUCCUUGCUCUAAUGAUCUCUACUAAUAUUUUUCCACCUUGCCAUCAUUCCCACUUGAUCUGUUUGCUGGCAGUGAGAGGCUAAAAUGACCAGCCACCAUAAGCCAAAGCUGUAAACCACAGUUGAAGUAAGUCUUUCAAUAAAGACUCGACUAUUUAAGUGGC
Messenger RNA from Suncus etruscus (white-toothed pygmy shrew), 3919 nucleotides. RefSeq names its product TIA1 cytotoxic granule associated RNA binding protein like 1 (gene TIAL1). The record is from RefSeq and is a predicted model, not a curated record. The coding region runs from base 49 to 1227 and encodes 392 amino acids. Gene Ontology annotation, molecular function: DNA binding; mRNA binding. The transcript has 12 exons. Lineage: Eukaryota; Metazoa; Chordata; Mammalia; Eulipotyphla; Soricidae.